AUGCAUGACAGAGCAAGCGACAAGCCGCCUAGCGUCUUCACGCGUCUCUUCCCGACUACGGCGCGAGAUGCAACGGUUGAGCACCUCAUGGAUGAUUACAUAGACAAUUCGGGCGGAUCAUCAUCCUCCAAACAUGGAGAGAAGGCAACCCAGCGAAAGGGCUUGACGCAUCAUCCGAACCACUCGAUCUCCACUACCGCCACCGCGGACAGCAAGCAGUCUGGCAUCUUCCGUUUCGGUAGAUCGAUCGCUUCGUCGUUUAACCCAGUCAACCUUUGGCGUAGCGUACAAAACAAUUGGAGAGAGUCUCGGGAGGAACUGAUACAGGAGGCGAUUGAGGAGGAGCGCGAGAAGCAGUUUCGGGAGAGGCAGGCGAUGGCAGAGGAAACUUAUGCUGAGCUCAAACGGACUGGACAGCUUGGUGCUCUAGGCACUCAGACAAUGCCUCGCAAUGCGAAGAUCUAUGCCGCGGGUUACACCAGCUCGACGGGAAAAGAGAAUACCACUGGCACAUUCCGAGAUUCAGCCAUUCAGAUUGACGAUGCUCGAUCCUCCACUGAGACCAAGGAGAGCCACCGAGUGGCAAGAAUACUGGGACCGCAAGACACGGCAGACCGUACCGCGAACCGGGGACCACUGUUUGGCUUCAAAUCUCCAUCGCUCACGAAUCUUAAGAAGGUCCGUUCUGAAGCUCAUCUUGGCCACAAGCAAUCAGGCUCUUCAUCGCUUUCGCCGGAAAGGGCUAUAGAAGAACACCAGUCACUCCGCAAGGCGAAAUCAAAGAAGGAUCUUCAAAAGCAGCAGAAGCUCAACAAGCGCGUCAGCGACCUCGAGGCGAAACUGUCGGAAGCUCGCCUUCAACUGAAUCUCGCGCUUGGUGAAGCUCAUCCAUUACCAGCCUUACCGCCCAAGCCAACGCUCGAUCAUGCGUAUAGAUCACGUAGCAACUCUCCGUUCAAAAAAGCCUUUGUUCCUGGGCAGCUUCCAUCGUUGCCUUCUGAGCGGAUCCUCUUCCCAGAGCUUCUGGAGGUGGAGAGAAGCCCUGAAGGCCAUGGCACCAGCCGUGUUGAGCACUCCGUUCAAGAAGCGGUGGUUCCCGAGUUGUCUACGCCACCAGUGUCUAUCAAGCCAGCAACUACUAACCCUCCGGCCUCGCAAGACGCGCAACCAAGUGAUAUCUGGACUGCAGACAUAGAACCUGCCCCAAAGUCCCGAGCAGCUCCUCCCAAGGCCAGCAAGAAGCGCAAAAGCGGCAACAAGAGCGACCUCACCUACAAAGCAUCCGCAGAGCCCGAAGACGACGCCGAAUGGGAGGCCGCCUCGACCCCGAAGAAGAAGCGCGCAACCGCCAAGACCACCGCCAAAUCGAGCCCCAAAAGCAAAAAGAAGCGCGAAUCUGUGCCGGCUUCUUCCGCCUUCGCUACUAGGACAACUUCGCUGCAGGCGCAGAUCUUCGAGGACCCUGAGCCAGCGGUCCAGUCCUCUCCCACGCGCACAAGCCUCGAACUCACGACCGUGGAGGAAGAGACAACCGUAACGACCACAAUAACCACCAUCGCGAUCAACGACGUUCCGAAGAAGCCGACGGCGUUUGCGACGCCCUCGCAUCCGAGUAAGCAUCGCGCGAGGAGCAGGAGCCGGGAGCCGAGCAAGGAUGGACGCGGACGCUCUGUGUCUCCGCCUCCAGGAAACGGCUACUUGAAUGGGCAGAUCGAGGAGGAGGACGUUGUAGAGCUGGUGCCGGAUGGAGGAGAGGUGCUGCCGCUGCCGACCAUGCCGCAGGGGCUGGAGCUGGUAAGGGAGGAGUUUGAGUGGCCGGAUGAUGUGUUUUGA
Messenger RNA from Coniosporium apollinis CBS 100218, 1833 nucleotides. RefSeq lists its product as uncharacterized. Bases 1 to 1833 code for a protein of 610 amino acids. The record is from RefSeq and is a predicted model, not a curated record. NCBI's taxonomy places the organism in Eukaryota, Fungi, Ascomycota, Dothideomycetes. The transcript has a single exon.